Belonocnema kinseyi is the source of this 18339-nucleotide messenger RNA. It is a transcript of the gene kug, whose product is annotated as fat-like cadherin-related tumor suppressor homolog. The transcript has 28 exons. The record is from RefSeq and is a predicted model, not a curated record. The coding region runs from base 608 to 15061 and encodes 4817 amino acids. Gene Ontology annotation, molecular function: calcium ion binding. NCBI's taxonomy places the organism in Eukaryota, Metazoa, Arthropoda, Insecta, Hymenoptera, Cynipidae. Gene Ontology annotation, cellular component: plasma membrane. Gene Ontology annotation, biological process: homophilic cell-cell adhesion.
AAGUGGUGUCGCUCUCAUGUGUCCAGUCGCGUUUUAGUGAGUGAAAAACUGCGUGCCGUCGUGUGUUUAAGUGUUACUUCAGUGCAAUCGACCAUUCUUUUUCUGUUCUUUACGAUUUUUGUGAAAUUCAAUGAAGUGUCACAAUCCCAGUGUCUAGUUUAUACAGUGUUAGCACGAAAAGAUUCGUUUGAUUCUGAUUAUUUUCUCAAUACUCCUCACUUGUUUGCUCUUUGGAUUACUUUUUACAAACUUAUUUCGUCUGAGAAUCUACUUUUAAAAGGUGAAACUUUAUAAAGAUCUGCCACAUCCUCUCCUAGGAUGUCUAUCGAGGUCUCCUUAUAGAAAUUCAUUCUGCGGAUAUGACUCGACGUCUGGAGCAAAUCGGGAGAUCGAUCAUGAGUUAGCGGAGCGUAAUGUACUCGUCGGGAGAUACGAAUGCGUGAAUCAGAAGAUAGUGAGUUAAGCUUCCGAUACUCCGUCAUCCAAUGUCUAAUUUGAAACACGUCGAACGCACAAGAUGAAUGUUAGAGCGUAGAUCUGGAAUCAUUGUGUGAAGCGGUGAGGCCGUAAAGCGUUCGAGGAAAACUAAUGACGAUGAGCUAGCAAAAUGGGAGGAAUAAAGCAGCGCGUGCUGCUCGCCUGGCCAUGGUUCUGGCUUUGGCUCUUCGCAGCCACGGCUGGUUCACCAUCUUCGAGCGAUGGUUUGACCGAAACCACACACCCACCCUCCCCGACUACAACGAUAGCUCAACCUAUAACGACAAUACCGACGACAUCGACGAAUCUGUCUCCCCUGGAGGAUUUCUGCUUCACGGAGGUGCUAUAUAAUGCCUCAAUUCUGGAGAACUCUAUUAGCAAGACCUAUGUAGUACCCGAACAAAAAAUGGGUAUCCAGAUCUAUCCUCUGGAGUCCGUAGGUGAGAUAAAAUUCCGCAUCGUGGGCGGUGAUAAGGAUAAGUUCUUCAAAGCCGAGGAACGCAUCAUUGGUGAUUUUUGCUUCCUCUUGAUUCGGACUCGAACCGGUAAUGUGGAUGUGCUUAACCGCGAACGCAAGGAUCGAUAUAUACUGGAAGUGCGUGCUACGUCUACGAGGCGGGAUAAGAAAAAAAUUACAGUUCUUGAAGCGGAUACGACUGUGGUAGUGACUGUGCUUGAUACGAACGAUCUCAAUCCGCUUUUCUAUCCUACGGAAUAUGAGGCGACGGUUACAGAAGAUACGCCUCUGCAUCGCAGUAUUCUGAAGGUUACAGCCGAGGACGCGGAUCUUGGGAGAAAUGGAGAGAUUUACUAUAGCUUCGCGGAGGAGACGGAUCAGUUCGCUAUUCAUCCCGUCAGUGGUAUCAUUACCCUCACGAGGCCUUUGAGAUAUGUGGAACGUGCAAUGCAUGAGCUUGUGGUACUAGCAAAAGAUCGUGGUGCCAUGUAUAGAAGUACCAGUGCUUCAAGAGCCAGCACUGCCAAAGUGACAAUUAAGGUGCGUCAGGUAAAUCUCCACGCUCCAGAGAUUUACGUCCAUCACCUCCCGGACAUACUUGAGCACUCAAACGCUGAUAUUUACGCCAUAGUGCGCGUGAUUGAUCGAGACAGCGGUUCUCAUGGACAGAUCGGCAGCCUGUCGAUAGUUGGUGGCGACCCCGACGGUCACUUUCGCGUUAGACCCUCUACCACACAAGCCGGAGAAUACAACAUUGAGGUGCUACAUCUGCUGGACCGGGAAUCAGCCCCUAGCGGUUACAAUCUUACCCUACGCGCAGUAGACCGCGGCAUUCCCCAAAGAUUUAGCUAUAAAUCACUUCCUGUUCACCUUGCCGACCUAAAUGACAAUGCCCCUGUUUUCAGUUGGGAAAUCUAUGAGGUCAAAGUCCCGGAAACUGCACCCAUCAACACCCCAGUUAUAAGACUCAAGGUAACAGACGCUGACGAAGGCAAAAACGCUUUAGUCUUCUUGGAGAUUGUUGGUGGUAAUGAGGGUGGUGAGUUUUAUGUUAAUGCAGACACGGGAAUGUUGUAUACUGCUGUAAACUUAGACGCCGAGAAGAAAGCAUUUUACACUCUUACUGUCUCUGCCGUGGAUCAAGGCAAUGCCGGAACAAGGAAGCAAUCAUCUGCCAAGGUGAAGAUUUAUAUAGUAGAUACAAAUGAUAAUGACCCCACCUUUGAACAGCAGGACAUGCUUGUAUGGAUCGAUGAGAACGAGCCAGCCGGAACAACCGUGUUGAAGGUCACAGCCAAAGAUCGUGAUUCUGGUGAAAACGCAUAUAUUUCUUACAGUAUCGACAACAUCAAGAAAGUACCCUUCGAUAUCGAUCCGUUCACAGGGGUUAUCCGGACCAAGCUAGUUUUAGAUUACGAGACCAUGAAGAGGGAGUAUGUUCUACAUGUUCGGGCUGGCGAUUGGGGUUUGCCCUAUCAGCGAAGAACGGAGAUGAGACUCAGGAUAAAGCUCCGCGAUGUGAAUGACAACCGACCGCAGUUCGAAAGGGUUGAUUGCAGUGGUCACGUGCCUCGGUACGUGCCUAUCGGAUCAGAGAUUAUCACGGUUUCGGCGAUUGAUUUUGAUGCGGGAAACAUUAUCAGCUAUCGAGUUGUUUCCGGAAAUGGGGACGGCUGCUUUGCGCUCGACUCUGCGAGCGGCGUUUUAUCCGUGGCCUGUGAUCUUAGUGACAUUAAAGUAUCCGAUAGGAUAAUCAACGUAACAGCAACUGAUGGGACACACUUUGCAGAUGUAAAUAGUGUUCAUAUUCAUUUAGUAACCGCAAAAAGGAAUCUCGGAUCUCAGGCUAAGAUCUUAACUGACGAAACUGGAUCCUUUCAGUGCAAGGAUACAGGUGUUGCUAGGCGACUUACAGACGCGAUAGCAUCAGCAGAAAAAAACAACAUGCCCUCUCCAGAGGACGAGCGAAUAAUGAUGCCUAGUCGUUACGGUGAGAAUGUACAUGCCCCGGAGUUUAUCGACUUUCCCAAUGAGAUCAAGGUUAAUGAAUCAGUGGAGAUUGAUACGACUAUCCUCAAACUUCGGGCAAGGGACAGGGACCUAGGGUACAAUGGAAAGCUUCUUAUGGGAAUCUCGAGUGGAGACAGAGACUCGGUUUUUGGGAUUAACUCUGACACAGGAGAUCUCAACAUUAUAGGACAUUUGGAUCGUGAGAGGGAGAGUGAAUAUUUCCUUAAUAUUAGUGUCUACGAUCUUGGAAAGCCUCAGAAAUCAUCUUCUCGAAUGCUUCCCAUAACUGUUUUAGAUGUUAACGAUAAUGCGCCGAAGUUUGAAAAGUCUCUCGCCAAGUUUAGGGUUUCAGAAAGUGCUUUAAAUGGUACGAGUAUCUUCCGAGCGAACGCCACAGACGCAGACCUUGGGGAGAAUGCGAGGAUUACUUUUUCCUUAGUGACUGAUACAAAUGAUUUUCAAGUAGAUCCAAUUACGGGGGUGCUAAGUGUGUUUGGGAAACUAGAUAGGGAAAGGCAAGAAUUUUACGAAUUGAGGAUUCGAGCUAAGGAUAGUGGAGGUCACGGCGCUGAUACGCCACCAUUGUUUUCCGAUGCUAUUGUCAGCGUGACGGUCGAUGAUGUAAAUGACAAUCCUCCCACAUUCGCCCUAUCAAGUUACACGGUGAAGAUCAGGGAGGAUGUUCCUGUUUGGAGUGUUGUUGCUGUCGUAGAAGCGACUGACCCUGAUGAGGGGCCAGGAGGCAAUGUUGAGUACUUCCUCUCUGAUGCUAUGGAGAGCGAUGGGUACUUCAAAGUAGACAAGGUCUCUGGUACUGUGAGAACUAUUCAGAACUUAGAUUUUGAAGAAAGGCAGGUGCAUACUUUAACAAUUGUUGGAGUUGAUCGUGGGAACCCGGCUUUGUCUUCCGAAACAAUGUUAAUAGUGGAAAUCGUGGAUGUUAACGAAAAUCUCCAUGCCCCUGCUUUUGACGAUUUUGUGGUGUCUUCUAAUAUUUUUGAGAAUCAACCGGUCGGCAGUUUAGUGACUACUGUUCGAGCUAAAGAUGCUGAUCCUCCAGGUGGCGAUUCCAGAAUUGGAUAUAGCAUCCGGGGUGGAGAUGGCAUCGGUAUCUUCACCAUUGAUAAUGAAGGAAACAUAAGAACUAAAGUAGUCCUCGACGUUGAGACGAAGAAAGGUUACUGGCUGACAGUCUACGCACAAGAUCACGGAGUGGUUCCUCUCAGUUCCAAGCAAGAAGUUUACAUUGAAGUACUGGACGAAAAUGACAAUAUUCCUCUUACCGAGCUUCCUGUAUAUUAUCCCUCAGUACCUGAAAACUCACCAGCUGGUGUGAAUGUGGUUCAAAUACGAGCGUUCGAUCGUGAUGUCUCGUCUCAAGAAUUCACUUUUUCUAUCACGAGUGGCAAUCCAGAAGGCUAUUUCCUUAUCAACUCUACUACCGGACUUAUUACUACCACUGGAAGGAAGUUGGAUCGCGAAAAUCAAGCCGAGCAUAUACUUGAGGUUUCCGUAAAAGAUGAUGGUCGACCAUCGCUUUCAUCAACGACUAGGGUAGUCGUAAAAGUUGACGAUGUGAACGAUCAUGGUCCUGAGUUCGAGCAGAAAUUUUAUAUUGUCCAAAUUCCAGCCUCAUCAGAUAUUGACAAGCCAUUAUUUCAGAAAUCGAAGCACCUUUCACGGGAGUACGACCUCUCGAUUGAUACGUUACUCGAAAAUGGGACUUGGGAGAUAUUUAGUCCUGACAGCCUGUCAGGCGACCGUUUCUUCAGGGUACUUGCAUACGACAGAGAUGUCGGUGAAAAUGGAAGGAUUCAAUACAGCAUUAAAAGUGGAAGGGGCAAGGGGAAAUUCAAAAUUGACCCAUCCACGGGGAUGGUUUACUCUCAACGCGGAUUUGAAGCUGGUCAAGAAUACGAAAUGCUCAUACGAGCGGCAGAUUUCGGGGAACCUCAGAGAAGUCACCAAACUCGAGUUUCGGUUCAAGUUGUCGAAUCACCGGCGGAAUCAGAAAAUCCACCAGUAUUCAAAACGAACAAUCAAAGCGUUAAAAUUACUGAAAGCGAUAAAGUGGGAUUUCUGGUCGCCCUAGUUCAAGCGACAGAUAAAGACGGAGACACUCUGUGGUAUGACAUUAUCGAUGGAGAUAGGCGAGACGAGUUUUUUAUCGGGAGAGACAACGGAAAUGUUCUUCUGGCAAAACAGCUUGACUGGGAGGCGCAAAACUUCUACAAUUUGACAAUUAGUGUGACUGAUGGAGUUCACCAGGCUUUUACACAACUCUUAGUGACAGUUAUUGAUAUUAAUGAUCACAGGCCCGAGUUUAGUGAGGCAAUCUAUCGCGUGGAGAUGUCCGAGAAUGUUGAAAAGGGGGAGACUGUUUUGCAACUUCAUGCGACAGACAAAGAUGAAGAUAAGAAGGUUUUUUAUAGUUUACAUGCUGCCCAGAAUCAAGCAUCGUUGGAAAUCUUUCAUGUUGACUCAGUUACAGAAACUGUAACUCUGAAUCAAGCCUUGGAUCGUGAAACUAUUGAAGAACACAUAUUGACUGUGAUGGUAAAAGAUCAAGGCACUCCUGCAAAGAGAAAUUACGCAAGAGUCAUCGUCACUGUGCACGAUCAUAAUGAUCAUGCACCGGAAUUCACAAGCGAAAUCAUCCAGGGUAAGAUCUUCGAGACUUCAGCUGUGGGCAGUGCUGUAGUACAGGUAUACGCAAUUGACAAGGAUCGUGGUGAAAAUGCUCGAAUUACCUACUCAAUUACUUCAGGAAAUGUCGGGAAUGUUUUUAGCAUCGACACGGACUUGGGCAUCAUCCGAGUGGCUCGCGAACUGGAUUCAAGUGCUUCCUCGGAAUAUAUUCUUCUUAUAAAAGCGAUGGAUCACGGGACACCUGCCCUCUCGAAUACUGUCCCGGUUCAUGUUAUGGUUACUAUGGCCGACAAUGCUCCGCCGAGGUUCCUCCAAAAGGAACUCGCGGCUGAGAUCUACGAAAACCAGCAGAUCGGCACUUACGUGAAACACGUUGAAGCAAGAAGUACCUCAUCUUUAAUGUUUGAAAUUACACGUGGAAAUCGUGACAACACCUUUUUUGUAAGCCCAAGCAUGGGAGUCAUCACAACUAAGAGCGGGCUUGAUUACGAGAAAACCAAAUUCUAUAACCUGACCCUGAUGGCGACAAACAUGGCUGGGGCGACAGCUUCCUGUAAUGUCAUCGUCCACGUCCUCGAUAAAAACGACAACCCGCCUCACUUCCUUCAAGCGGUUUACAACGGGGAAAUCAGCGAGGGCGCCACUAUUGGUUCCCUAGCCUUAACGAACACCAGCUCGCCAUUGGUCAUCAAGGCUGAGGACGCAGACUCGGAACUAAACGCACUUCUAAACUACGACAUUGUCGAGGAUAUGCCAAGGAAAUUCUUCCACAUCGACUCUAGUACUGGAGCGAUCAGAACAGUGAUGGUUUUGGAUCACGAAACGAUUCCGGAAUUCUCGUUUCAUGUCAAGGUCUCAGAUCUGGGAAAACCAAAACUUUCCUCGGAGACGACUGCGAAAGUUGUCAUCACGGUGACGGAUGUCAACGAUUGUCCUCCAAAGUUCCGAAGGAACGAGUACAAUACGACUGUGCUGUUGCCGACUUACCAAAAUGUAGCGGUCAUUGAGGUCAGGGCGGUCGAUCCUGACAGCACGGAAGGAGCACCUCUUAGAUACGACAUUAUCGACGGAAAUCAGGCUCACACUUUCGAGAUUGAUUCUAAAUCAGGAAUAAUAACUGUUCAAGAGCCAGAGCACUUAAAAAAACGUUAUCUCCUGCAUGUUCGAGUAUCCGAUGGAAAAUACUCGAGCGUAGCUCAAGUGAACGUCAAUGUGGAAAAGUCGGAAAAUUCAGGUUUAAUUUUUCAGAAGGAGGUUUAUGAAGGAACCGUAAUGGAAAACUCAACAAAAAUAACAACCGUAGCUGUGGUCAAUGUUCUGGGCAGUGACCUCUAUGAGCACGUGGUUUUUAGUAUUCUCAACCCCACGAACAUGUUUGUAAUCGGACCAACUUCAGGAGCGAUUAGGACAACUGGAAAGAGAUUUGAUAGGGAAGUUUGUGACAAUUAUGAGCUGAUCGUUGAAGCCAAGAGCCAAAUAGAUAAAAAAAAACCGAGAGUAGCGCACGUUAUCGUUAACGUUACGAUCCUGGAUAUCAAUGACAAUUGCCCGAUGUUUGUCAACUUGCCUUACUACGCGGUCGUCUCUGUUGAUGCGCAGAAAGGGGAUGUCAUUACAAAGGUUCAUGCUGUUGACAUGGAUAGUGGUGAAAAUGGGGAAGUUCGCUACGAAUUGAAGAAGGGUCACGGCGAAUUGUUCAAAGUUUGCCGCAAGACUGGGGAAAUUUCAUUGAAACAAAAUUUGGAAGGACACAAUCGGGAGUAUCAGCUCAUGAUUGCUGCUUAUGAUGGUGGUUUAACGCCUUGCUCAAUCGAAAUACCUGUAAACGUUAAAGUUAUCGAUCGCGCGAUGCCAGUCUUCGAUAAACAAUUUUACACCGACAGUGUUCUUGAAAAUAUCGAAUUGCAUUCGCCAUUAGCACUUUCAAUUCAAGCCGAAUCGCCGUUAAAUCGGAAGUUGAUUUAUAGCAUCACAAAAGGCAACGAUUUCGAAGAAUUCGCACUAGAUUUCAACACCGCCCCCGACAGUAACAAUGGCCCUUGUGUAAUCUAUGUGGUGGAUGAGCUGGAUUAUGAGCAGAAAAAACAAUACGAGUUGACCGUACGAGCAACAGACAGCGUUUCUGGCGUCUACGCCGAGGUGCUUGUCAGCAUCCUGGUACUAGAUGUUAAUGACUGCCCUCCAGAAUUUAGUCAGGAUUCCUACAACAUUUCUGUCUCAGAAGCCGCUCCCUUUGGAACAUCAGUUCUAAAAGUCGCUACUCGAGAUAAUGAUACAGGCAUAAAUCAGAAAGUGCGCUAUGCGAUUCAGAACGACACAAGCAACAGCAAAGAGCUCUUCCAUAUCGACCCUGAUGAAGGAGUCAUCUUCCUAAAGCGAUCCCUCGACCAUGAGUCUCACGACUCUCACCACUUUACCGUCAUCGCGAUGGAUCGUGGCGUCCCCAGUCUCUCCAGCACAGCACACGUCUGGGUCUCUGUCAUCGACAUGAAUGACAACCCCCCGAAAUUCGAACAACCUUCCUACUCAUGUGUCCUCUCCGAGCAUGCAGAACGUGGACAAUUUGUAACUGUUGUCAUCGCGAGCGACCCGGACUUUGUCGAUGACAAACUUAUCUACACCAUCGUCGGUGGCAACGAUCAACAGACCUACAAUAUCAACCAAAACACUGGCAUCAUCACCCUCAUCAACAUGCAGAAUUUUGGAGAGCAAAAGUUGACUCUUCUCAACGUUUCCGUCACCGAUGGCGUUUACACCAGCUUUGCCCGGGUGAAAGUUGAAAUUCUUCCGGCCAAUCGACAUAAUCCUAAAUUCUCUAACCCCGUUAUAGAAGUCAUUGUAAUGGAAAAUCAACUUCCGGGAAGACUUGUGACGAACGCUAUAGCCACCGACGAAGAUUUCGGGGACUACGGAGAAAUCACCUACUCCAUCCCCUCGGAACAGUUGCGCGAGAUUUUCGAAAUUAACAAACAAUCAGGGGAAAUCAUCACCAAGAAAAAACUCGAUCGAGAAUACCGAAAGCUUUAUGAAAUCCCCGUGAUGGCGACCGACGGCGGUGGAAAAUCAGGAUUUGUGAUGGUGAGGGUGAAAGUUGGAGACGAAAAUGACAACCCUCCGGUGUUUCUCCUUGGGGAGUACAAAGCCACCAUCCUCGGGAACCUGAGUUUGAAUACUGUCUUCCUGAAUGUGAAAGCAACUGAUGCUGAUGAAGGGGAUGCGGCCAAGAUCGAGUAUUCAAUCUACGAACCCCCCGAUUCGGAAGCCAAAGGGCUUUUUGGCAUCAACCCGGAGUCCGGGACGUUGUUCCUGAUCAAGAAUGCAUCUGCCUGGGAAAACCAGCUCUUCCAGGUCUUUAUUCGAGCAGAGGAUAAGGGUCUCAAGUCUCACCAUGCGGACGUGCCUUUGAAUAUCUAUAUCAUGGGUCCUCAGGAUGUCCCUCCACUGUUUGAAAGGAUGAACGAGAAGUUCUUCUAUUCGGAAGCCUCAGUGGUUGGCACGGUGAUCACGAAGUUAAAGACGGUAACAAAUAGUAGCAGUGUAAAAUAUCGAAUUCUUCCUGGAGCUGAAGAAUCAUCGCUCUUUGCAAUCGAUCAGAAUGGGCAGAUCACUCUUGUGCAAGCUUUGGAUCGAGAGAUAAGGGAUCAUUAUCUGAUUGGAGUUUUGGCGGAGACGGACUCAAGCCCGCCACUAACGGCUCUGGCAGAGAUUUCACUCCAGGUCUUGGAUGAGAAUGAUCAUGCACCGAAAUUCGAGAGCAAUCCCUAUUUUUUGAACCUGGCGGAAAAUAUUGAUGAGGGAAUGGCGAUCUUGAAGGUCGUUGCGCAUGACAAGGAUCUUGGAAGCAAUGGAGAAGUAAGGUAUUCGUUUGGAGCGGAUAUUGGAGAUUUGGCGAAUGUUUUUACGGUGGAUGCCUACACGGGAUGGAUAUCGACUCUGGUGCAGCUAGAUAAGGAGAAGCAGCCAGACUACAAGUUUCAGGUUGUUGCCACCGAUAACGGAACCCCAAAACAUUUUGCUCGAACUUCUAUACACAUCAAAUUAAAAGAUUACAAUGACAAUGCUCCAACUUUCAUUGAUGAUCCUUACCAGGCUUCAGUAAAAGAAGAUUCUCUCCCAGGAACCGUUGUCGUAAAAUUAUUGACAGCAGACAAAGACAUGGAUAUGAACACCACCGUCGAUUUCUACAUCACUGCUGGUGACCCUAGAUCUCAAUUCCAGGUUCGAUCAACUGGUGAAGUAUUCGUUGCGAAAUCUUUGGACCGAGAGACGACUGAUAGGUACGAACUCACAGUUGUAGGAACGGAUGGAAAAUUUGUAUUUGGAACGAAAGUUACGGUGCAAAUUUUGGAUGUGAACGACAAUCCGCCCUAUUGCCUUCGGUACCGAUAUAGGGAGAUUUUGUCUGAAGGUUCGCAUCCUGGGACAUAUGUUCUGACUGUUUUGGCAACGGAUUACGAUGAUGAGGAAAAUGCCAAGUUACGUUUUUAUCUUACGGGAGAAAAUAAUGAUAAAUUUUCUCUGGAUAAGGACACUGGAGUGUUGAAAACAGUUGGACAGUUGGAUCGGGAAACACAGGCGAAAUAUUCUCUCACUUCUCAUGUGCAGGAUCGCGACCAGCCGACUUGGGAAUGCUCCUCGAAACUAGAAAUCCUCGUUUCCGAUCUCAACGACAACGCUCCGAAAUUCACAAUGCAAUCCUACAGCACAACUUUACCCGAAGAUGUGGAAGUCGGCACCUUGGUUACGAAAGUUCACGCAACUGAUGACGAUAUCGGCAUCAACAGGAAGAUCCGGUACGAAUUCAUAGAUUCUGCAAAUGAUCAUUUCCGUAUUGCAGCCGACAGUGGAAUUAUAACUCUUGCAAAACCUCUCGACCGGGAGACAAAAGCAAUGUACAAUGUGACGAUCCAGGCGAUGGACCAGGGUACACCGAAACUUUUCAGUGUCGCCUCACUUGUCGUCAAUGUCCAGGACAUUAACGACAACCCGCCAGAGUUUACUUCAAAAUUCUACUUCGCACGAGUUCCUGAGAUCGAUGCUAUUGGUACCGAAGUGGCCAGGGUCUUGGCUACUUCAAAAGACACGGGAGUCAACGCUGAUGUUUAUUAUUCCAUUAUCGGAGGAAACGAGCACAAAAAAUUCCAGAUUAACGCACAAACGGGCGUUAUCAUGAUUGCUGAACAGCUGGAUUACGAGAGAGCGAGAGAUUAUUUCCUUACGAUCCAGGCAGUUGAUGGAGGAAUUCCACCCUUGAGCAAUCAUGCGACUGUUAAUAUCACGGUUUUGGACAGCAACGACAAUCCACCCAUCUUCAGCGAAGUUUCGUAUAGGGCGGCUGUUCGCGAAGACGCAAAAAUUGGAGACAGAGUCACUCAGGUAUACGCAAACGAUUUGGACAGCCAAGAAAAUGGCGUAGUAUUCUAUUUCAUAGAAAGGGGAGAUAUAUUAAAACAAUUCGCCAUUGAUGAAAAAACUGGAAUAAUAACAGUCACGGCACCUCUUGAUCGGGAAUCUAUGCCAAACUUCAUCCUGGAAAUCCACGCCCGAGAUUCCGGAUUGCCAGUCCUCACCAGUUUCGUGAUGGUGAACAUCGAAAUCCUCGACGCGAACGACAACCCACCACUUUUCUCUCAACCCAACUACACAACCGUAGUCCAAGAAAAUAAGCCAAUCGGCCACGUCGUUCUCCAAUUUAUGGUAACCGACUUGGACAUCUCCCCCAACGCCGAUCCCUACACUUUCGACUUCCGUUCCGGAAAUGAAGGCGAUGCCUUUCGCCUGGAACAAGACGGUUCGCUUCGCACGGCGACAAAAUUUAACAACCGCGUCAAGGACAAGUACAUACUCCACAUUCGUGUCUUUGACAACGGUAGUCCUCCACUUUAUUCCGAUGCCUUUGUUGUCGUCAAAAUCAUCGAAGAGUCUCAAUAUCCGCCAAUCGUCACACCACUCGAAAUUCUCGUCAACUCCUAUCUUGACGAAUAUCCUGGUGGAGUAAUCGGUCGAGUCCACGCUUCCGACAAAGACCAAUACGAUACUCUGCUAUAUACUUUAGCACCCUCCACCCCGAAUCCUAACACUGAUCUUUUUCAAAUCGACCAACUUGACGGCACCCUUGUUGCUCUUCCACGUCUCGAUGUUGGUGAAUAUCGCCUCAACGUCACCGUCACUGACAGCAAGUUCACCUCUUAUACAAUCGUAAAAGUCAACGUCGACCUCGUCAAUGAAAAAAUGCUCGAAAACUCCGUCAUCAUCAGAUUCAGAGAAGUCAGUCCUGAGGAUUUCAUUCUUUCCCACCGGAAAGGUUUCCUCAGAACGGUUCGUAAUGCACUAAAUUGCAGAUUGAAAGAUGUCGUCAUUAUCAGUGUCCAAUCCUCAACGGACGACGCAAACAUUAUAAAAUCACGAGCACUUCGCCAAGAUCUAAUUUCAUACUUGCAAGAUCUAAAGAUCCAAGAAAUCAACAAAAAUAACACAAGGUUCAACCAGGAAAUCCUCAUAAAGUCACGGCGCAUCCGUCAGGCGAUUCACAACGAUCUCGACCUUCUCUUCGCCGUACGCAAACCCACCGGAUUUCACACCUCGGAAUCAAUCCGUGAAGCUCUUAACCAACAUGUUGAAGAGCUCGAAGAAUCCACGAAACUCGUCGUCGAAGAAAUUGUCAGGUUCAAAUGCACGAAAGGUUACUGUCUGUAUGGCGACUGCCAUGAUCGCAUAAUCCUUGAUCCUCUGCAAAUAUCUCCAGUAUCAACCGACGUUAUGAGUUUUGUUUCGCCGAAGCACAAACACAAAAUGGACUGCAGCUGUAAGGAAGGAUACGCCGGAAACCACUGCGAAGUUGUCGUCAACGAGUGUGCCCGAGAUCCUUGCCCUAUGUUUAAAAUCUGCGUCCCCGAUUCUUCCAUCCAGGGAUAUUCUUGCCAGUGUCCAGAAGGCUUUGCGGGUCAAACCUGCGAGAUCGACAUCUCCAAAUGUCACGACGAGUCCUGCUACAUUCCUAGAAAUCCAAUCUCCUUCAGCGGAAAGAGCUACGCUCGAUACAAGAUUGACAAGUCAAUAGUUCGAGAAACUAUCGAAGAUCGAUUGAGUCUUUCCCUGAGAAUUCGAACUGUUCAGCCCACUGGAAGUUUGAUGUAUGCAUCAGGAAAAGUAGACUAUAACAUCCUCGAAGUCGCCAACGGGGUUGUACAGUACAGAUUCGACCUUGGAAGUGGAGAAGGACUCGUAAGAGUCAGUAGCGUCUAUGUGAGCGAUGGUCAGUGGCACGAAGUUCUUCUGGAACGAGAAAAGAACUCUGCGAAAGUGGUCGUCGACGGAAAACAUCUUGCACAUGGAUCCGCUCCUGGAGGAAAUGACAUCCUAAACCUCCAGUCGGACGAUUUGUACCUCGGGGCUGAGGUUCGACAACACCCAUCGAUUUUAGGAUUCGAGGAUGUUCAAAGAGGAUUUGUGGGGUGCAUGGACGACAUGAGGAUUGCCAAAAUAAGCGUCCCUCUGCAUAUGAGCGGAGCGAGUAGUGUUGCAGUUUUGAAAAGAUUUGCAAAUGUAGAAUUCAGCUGUGAUCCAGGCAUAAUUCUUGCACCUCCUGGUAUUUGUGGAUCGCAGCCUUGCCAAAAUGGAGGCACUUGUAAGGAAUCCGGAGGGGAUAAUUACGAGUGCGAGUGCCAUGGAAGAUUCACAGGUGUCGCUUGCGAAAUAGAUACCGAUCCGUGUGCAUCCUCCCCGUGUUUAUACGGAGGAAGGUGUCGGGUUGUUCCUGAAGGAGGUGAUUUUGCUUGUGAAUGUGUGGGUCCAAGUUUGAGUGGAAAGAGAUGCGAAUUUGGAAGAUAUUGUAGUCCUAAUCCAUGUAUUCACGGAGGGAUUUGUGAAGAAGGAAACACUGGACCGAUUUGUAAAUGCGAAGGAUUUAUGGGAGAGAGGUGCGAGACUGAUAUUAAUGAGUGUGAAAAUAAUCUCUGUUCAAAUGGAGGGACUUGUGUCAAUGAGAUGGGAACUUAUCGAUGCGUUUGUCCUCCAAAUAUGACUGGAGUGAAUUGUGGAAGUCCAGCUUUUACGUCAAUGAUCUCGAGGCAUUUUAAUAUUACGUGGGAGCAACUGAUGUGGAUAGGAGUGGCGUUGGCGGCUAAUGUCGUGCUAAUUGUGAUAUUUGUGACCUGUCGAAAAAUCAGGGGGAAGCGAACGAGAGCAAGGGCUCAUCAUAUUAAUAAUGAAACGAGGAAGCAGAUUGUGCUCAACUCGGCAAGGACGAACGAUCAUGAAUUCAAGAGGAGUUCCAAGCUGAGUAAUUUGGAAGUUAUACAGAGAGAACCUCCCCAAUGUCCUCCCAGACCCGCAUCCUAUACUCCUAGCUCAAAUAACGAGCCGGCCGCGUACAGUAAUACCGCAGCAGUGGCUUUGAAUAACUUGGACACACUGCGAAGCUACGGAAGCGCCGGUGAUGAACUAGAGAACUUUCCUCCUGAUUAUCUGCGAAAUUUGAACCGCAGUACUCCUGUACCUGCUCCAUCAUUAGGUCACUCGAAUCCUGUCGGAAGUAACGCUGGAGGCAGCGACACCGAUAGUCUCCACAAACCUACUUGGCAGGAACAGAUGCAGCUCGCUUCCUUCAUCCAAGAUGCCGCGAAAAUCAAGAACGACCUGAAACGAGCGAGCCCAGUGGUAUCAGAGCUGACCACUGGAGGACUUCUACUAAACUCUACUCGCCGGAUGCCUCACGGAGGAGGUGCCCCCGUUACAUCUCUUUCAGCUCACGAGGAUGAUCCUCGCAUUGUCGGUGGGUAUCAUUGGGACUGUUCAGACUGGGUCAGGCCAAAUCAGAACCCCUUGCCCAAUAUCACGGAAGUUCCUGGAAGUGAGGUUCCAGACUCAUCCAGCUUCCACAGUAACGAAAGUAACGAGUCGAACACACAUCAGUUACCGUCAAUGCACGGUCCUGUAGACCCAACACGAGAUAUCGAGACCUUGAACGAAGACCAGGAGUCCGAGUACGUGGGGGACUCGGAGUGCGGAACGGACUUCUCCGAACACUAUUGUCCGGAAACGCAACGGCUGAAUCCCUUGGAUAGUGGCGGCGAGGGUGAGUACAAGUACAAGGAUUCCGAAAGUUACUUGAGGCAUCCAAACUCGUACUUGCCGCACUACAAUAUUAACACGGACACGGAGAAUGAGACGCAUCCUCUAAACGGUCGCCUCGGCGGCCUCGAUUCCGAGGAGGAGGAAGACGACGUAGUGCCUUACGGUUUCCCCAGCACACGACGCAACCGAUGCCAUAAGGGUGACGACGCUGACGAGAUCGGCUCUGUCAUCACCACCCUCGAGGAGAGGAACUCGCUCCUAGGUGGCGCCACCAGCAACAGCGAUCUCUCCAUGAAUCUUUGUGAAAUUGACGAUUCUGAAUAUGAGAUUACCGAGGAAAAGAACCAUAGCAGAGCCUGGAUCACCGACAGCAUCACGCAAACCUCAGUGUGACGAAUCAUCGCCCUUCGUUGUGCUCUCGAGCAAAGACUGUUCUAAUAUAUGUAAUUUUGUACAUAAUUACUAUUAUUCCAAUAAGGCAACGUGUACAUGCAGCGAUUUAGAGUUACGAUGCGAUUUUCGCCGUUUUUGUCCAGAAUUGAUUAGUUUUUAAGAUUAGAUUUCAUUCGUGUCAUCGAGAGAACCGAUUAUGGCAAAAAUGAGUAAUUUCGGUGAAUGUUCUGAGAUAUUAUGCAUUAUAGAAAUUCUGAGGUGGAACGAAAUGGCAGCUACUUUUUGUAAAUUGCUCAUUUUUGGAAGUUAGGUUCUACCUCGUGGUGAAAACAGUUUCACGUCGUUGGACAAGAUAUGGCUCUGAGAUUUAGGUACAGUACUUAAUCGUUUUGAGAAAAAGAAUACGAAGAUUUCUAUGUUUUUUUUAUUUAUGCCAUUAGGAGGAAAACGCUAAAAAUCAAUCAAGACUGUUGCUUUAAAACGGUUUAUGGCCAAUUCUUCCUAUUCUUGAAGGAACGAAGCGAUAAGUAAUUUAUAGACACUGCACGUGGACCAUCUUUUUUCGUCCAACUUUUGUGAAUAAUUUUCUUCCUGAAUUAGUCUCCAUAAUUCCAAUCUGAGAAUUCACGAAUCGCAUCGAUAGACCAAUGACUAUUGUUUAGUGGUGUGUAUAAUUUAACUUUAAUCAAUUUGAGUUGCGAGUAACGGGUGCGUUACUAUUCGCGUGGACUAUUCAAAGUUCUCCACGUAUGCAAGGAGGGUGCAAAGCACAAGCAAGUUCAAUAGAUAAAAAAAGAGGAAUAUUUUUACUGUGGUGAUAAUAAUGUUUAUAUGACGAGUAACUACGAUUUAUAUUAUAUUAAUAGCAAUAUUACUGAAAAUCCAUGUUUUAUAAGAAAAUUGCGGAGAAGAGUGAGAAUUGUUUAAAAAAAAUUUUUUUAACAUUUUCUCAGAAAGUCCGAAUGUGUUAAGUAAUUUUGUGUCAUUGAGGAGAUUCCGAAUCUCGAGCUUCUUUCUUUAUUGAAGUUUGGAAGUGGAACGUAACAAUAUGGCAGCUGUCUUCCAUCUCGCGAGAUCUUUUGAGAAUAAAAUUUUGAAAACACGACGAAAAGUGGUGAUGUUUGAGAUAGGAAAUCUCUUCAAUGGCAUGGUUUGAUAUUUCUAAUUGCAAACAAAAUUAAAGCUAGUAAACAUAUUAUUUUUCUCCGCUCUUUCCGUAAGUCAUCAACUUAAAGUUAUCGUUUCACAAAAUUAACUAAUCCUCUUCUACUUCCGUUAUUUAUUAUUCACCGGUGCUGUAAUUUUCUCUGUAGAAAAAAAACUUUAAAUUUCUUAUCAAAUUUCCUUGGAAGAGAGAAUUUUCUCUCAGAUUUCUAGUUCCGAAAAAUUCUCAAUUUUUCCGAAGGGGUCGAGAAGACUGAGAAUUGCGAGAGAGAUACUCGAAACAGCCAAAUUUUUUAUAUAUUAUACUUACUGCCAUAAGGGAACAAUGCAUUUUCUCCUGCUGACUAACCGUAUCCUUAAGACUUGUGUUGCAGAAAAAAGAGGAGUUUUUAUCAUAUUAGGUACGUGUAACAUAUCCUGUUCGACAAUUUACAUUUACCUAAUGUUAAUUGUAUUUGCUUUACUUCCGCCUUAGAAUUUUGACCUCCGUUAAGCAAUCGCAAGUAGCGGCUUAAUAAGUUGGUGAAAUAUACGCGCUUAAUUUUUCUGCCUAAACGUGUACUUUUUUAUAUUUUCCUUUUUUUAGUCGUCAGAUUAGUUUUUGUGAAUAUUUAUACUCGGCCGGGCGAGUUUUUAGAAGUACGUGUACGAAUUUCACGAAACAGGGUGAAUCAUGUUUAUGUUUUAUAGAAAACAAAUAAAAUGCGAAGUUUGUCCUGCGAGGUAUCAAAAAUUAUAUUUUGAAUCUGCAGUUGCCCUGGAAUCUGUACAAACAUCGAAAAUUAAAGCGACCAGUUUAAAAUAUCCUGCAGUGUCCAUUGAUAAAUUCCGAUAAUUGCAACUGCAAUUCCCUGAGAAUCUUCUUCAAAUUUCAGUUACGCGUAGAAUAUUCCUACAGCUGCAAUCGUUUGUAAAUUCUUUUUACAUUUAUUCUUCUUGGAAGAAGAUUCCCUUAGCAGCUGCAACUUCUGCAUAUUCUUCUCACAAUUGUAAUUGUUGGAAAAGUUUACAAUAAUUAUGUAUAUAUAGUUGCUGAAAAAUUCAUUUGCAGUUCUGUUACGAGUUUGAAAUCUUUAAAAUAGGUAUCUUAAAAUUCGGACAAUCGAGUGAAGUUUGCAGUUGACAAAAAAUAUUCUGAUAUCUGAUCAGUUAACAUUAGCAAUAUAAAAUCUUUUUUUGUUUGUUCUUGCACCUUCAGCUUCUGCAGUUAAUUAAAGUUUCUCUAAUUAUAUAAAUAUUUACGAUUCCAUACUAUUCAAACUGUAGUUAACUCUGCACUUUUGUGCAUUUAUAAACAUAUUUUUCUGUAGCUCUAACGGCUUUAAUAACUUAAAUUAAAGUAUUAUUUAAAUUUUACAAAUAAAAAUGAAUUAUUUUUUCCUCUGUCAAUUUCCAUCAGGGCACCUGCAGGCGUAUUUGCCUCGCAGUUGCACAUUCCUAGCCGGUUUUUCGCAGCUUGUUCACGAGAGACUUGUAGGGCGAUACCCUCGGGACACAAUUAAUUAUAGAUAAUUUAUUCUAUGUAUAUUUAGACGAGAAUUAAGGACACUGUAAAUAGUAUAAUGAAUUUAUUGACGAGAGGGAACGAGAGAGAAAUGUGAGUCUAGUUGACUCGAUGAUUUGUAUUUUGAUAUUACGUAUAGGCUUCAAUUUUUCUUGUCUCUUCUUUGCGUCCGACGAUACUUUUUUCGAGAUUGAAUUCGAAUAAAUCGAGUAUUCUAUCUGAGGAAUUGACGUGCAAUCUUGAUUAUGAGAGAACAUAUUUGUGAAAUGUAUGUGUUUGUGCGUAUUAUUAUUACUUAAUGUUAUUUGUAUAUUUUUCGUAAAUCAAUUCAUAUCUACCUGAUCUAGCACUAAUUUCAGACCGGUUUCAUUGCUUUGUAAAAAAUAAAUUAAAAUAAUGAAAUGGAAAUAGAAACCAAAAUUGCAAAAAGUUUGUACAAAUUUCUAAUUCCUCAGGAUCAAAAUUUUCGGACUACACCACUGCUAAUAGUAUACAUAUCGUACAGUAAAAUUCUGUCUGCGAGAGAGAGAGAGGAAGUUGUAAUUGUAAGACUAUAAAUACUUUAUACAAGAACACACUUGUAAUAAAGACACAACAAAUCUUGCCUAAA